AUCAUUGUUAUGUAUUUUUUAAAAAUCUCAAAAAGUACAAAGUCACACCUAAUUGGAAGGACUCUAACCGUAGAUAACAUUAAAGAAGUUGUCAUGUGACCUGAUAAUAGUACAUGACAUUGGACACAUGGUUCAGUCUGUUAUCAUCCAAGGACGGUUCUCUUGGUUUUCGUUUCUUCUGGAAGUUUCCUAGCCUUUUCUUUACCUCCUGUCUUCACUUUUCAAAAUUCACACUUUUGUUUUAUUUAACUAAUUUUGUUUCGUGUAUACCAAAUUUAUAAUAAUAUUUUAACUAAUAAAAAUGUUGAAGUUCAGUUUUAACAAAGUUUCACUUCUGAAAAAUGAAGCAAACAUGCUUAAAUUUCUACAAAAGUUUAGUGAAAGGCAGCUUGCAACUGCAGCCACCCAAGCUAAGGAAGAUCCUAAAGGUGGUACCAAGGAAAAUAUGUCUUUUAUGAUGAAUCUAUUUCGAGGUGUUGUUCAACCUGCACAAGUCUUCCCCUAUCCCGAUGCACUGACUGAAGAGAUGACAGAACACCUUAAAAUGCUUAUUGAUCCUACCCAAAAAUUCUUUGAAGAAGUAAACAAUGCAGAAAAAAAUGAUGAUGCUUCUGCUAUUGAGCCUCAUACUCUUCAAGGUUUACGUGAUUUUGGUGCUUUUGCACUCCAAGUACCCCAGGAAUACGGAGGUAUGGGUAUUACUAAUUCACAAUAUGCAAGGAUCACAGAAAUCGUUGGUGGUCAUGAUCUGGGUGUUGCAGUCACUCUUGGUGCUCAUCAGUCCAUUGGCUUUAAGGGUAUCUUGCUGUUUGGAAAUCCAGAACAGAAGGCUAAGUACUUACCUAGGGUUGCAACUGGAAAAGAAUUCGCAGCAUUCUGUCUCACGGAACCAUCAUCUGGAAGUGAUGCUGGAUCAAUCAGAUCCAGAGCAACCUUAUCACCAGAUGGUAAACAUUACAUCCUGAAUGGUAGUAAAAUUUGGAUCAGUAAUGGAGGAAUUGCUGAUAUUAUGACUGUCUUUGCACAAACUCCAGUAAAAGACCCCAAAACAGGAAAAGAAAUUGAUAAGGUCACAGCUUUUAUCGUCGAGAGGUCUUUCGGUGGUGUUACUAGUGGUCCUCCAGAACCAAAAAUGGGGAUCAAAUGUUCAAAUACUACUGACAUUUUUUAUGAUAAUGUCCCAAUACCAGUCGAAAAUGUAUUAGGAGGUGUUGGAGAAGGCUUUAAGGUGGCCAUGAAUAUAUUAAAUAAUGGACGUUUCGGAAUGGCUGCUGCACUUUCUGGUACAAUGAGGGCAGUCACAAAGAAAGCUGUCGAACAUGCUACAACUCGUAUCCAGUUUGGUCGCAGAAUAGAUUCUUAUGGAACUAUUCAGGAAAAACUAGCCCGAAUGGCAAUGCUCCAUUACAUAACUGAGAGUCUUGCCUAUUGUAUCUCAGGUAACAUGGACUCUGGCAGUACGGAUUAUCAUCUUGAAGCAGCUAUUUCAAAAGUAUUUGCUUCUGACAGUGCUUGGACUGUAACAGACGAAGCCAUUCAAAUUCUUGGUGGAAUGGGUUUUAUGAAAGGAACUGGUCUGGAAAAAGUCAUGCGAGACUUGAGAGUUUUCAAAAUAUUCGAAGGCACAAAUGAUAUAUUGAGGCUGUUUGUGGCUCUUACAGGUAUCCAAUAUGCUGGCUCCCAACUGAAGGAACUCCAGAUGGCUUUCCGACAGCCAACAGCUCAUCUCUCAUUGAUAAUGGAAGAGGUGACCAAGAGAGGUUUGAGGACAGUCGGGCUUGGUAGUACUCCAUCCCUUUCACAUCUUGUUCACCCUAGCCUGUCUCCAUCGGCCGCUCUUGUUGCCAAAUCAAUUACUCAGUUUGGACCUGCAGUUGAGUCGCUGUUGAUGAAGUUUGGUAGAGGUAUUGUUGAAGAACAAUUCCUUCUCAACCGGGUGGCAAAUGCUGCGAUUGAUAUUUAUACCAUGUCUGUUGCUCUGUCCCGAGCCACCAGAUCUAUCCAGAAGAAUCUACCUUCUGCCGAACAUGAAGCCCUCAUGACCAAAGUUUGGUGCUCUGAGGGUUCCAUGAGAGUUUCUAAUAAUCUUGGCGCACUCAGAAGUCCUCAUCAUGCUGCUAAUUUUAAGAACAUGUCUCAAAUAGCCAAAAAUAUUUGUGAAAAUGGAGGAUUUGUCCAACCUAAUCCACUUAAUGUAUGAACCCAGUUCCAGUGUACAUUCUUGAAUUGUCCAUGACCGAAAGUAGCUUCAUAUAUGUACAUUUGACUCCCGAUAACUCGAAUCUCAGGGUAAAUAGAUAAAUUUGAGUUAUCUAGUUUUCAACUAAUCGGUGUUAUAGGUAGCGAGACCUAAAAUAAUGAACGUUGAAUCAUAAAGGUCCAAGUUCAUCAAUGUUUUUUAAUUUUUUUUACAUUCCUACUCUAGUAAUCAUCCAGUGCCUAGAAAUAAUGAGUAUUAAACAAAAAAACAUACUGAUACAUUACCUAUUUAAAUAUGUAUUUACUUACCUAUUUUAUAUCUAUAUACAAUUCAUUUUUGUAUAAACGAAAAAUUUCUAUGUGUAAGAUUGUUCUUACCUUUAGAAAAAUUAUUUAUUUUGCACUUUUACGGGUUUAUGAGACUUUAAGGUAACUAAAAGUUGAGCUUUUCUGAUCCAACAGCAUGGUCUGACAUUCCUUGUUUUUUCCAUUGUUGCAUGGGUCUUCUUCAGAAGUUACCGUUUAUUCCACCUUGCAUUUAAAAAAUAAUGCUACCUCAUCAGCAAUAUAAAUGUUUUACAAUGCAUUCCCUUCUGUAAGAUUAUUCUGUCAGUAUAACAACAUUUUCAUUGAUACUCGACCUUUCAUUACUCACUUUUUUAAAAAUAAUAUUUUUUUUCUAAAUAUUUUAGAGCCAUUCAUUCGAAUCCCUUCUUUUUUACAUGUACCCCACAGUUUUCUCUCUUAAAAUAUUCCUCUGGUGGAAAUGUUUUUU
Messenger RNA from Nezara viridula (southern green stink bug), 2974 nucleotides. The record is from the annotation of a GenBank genome assembly. Lineage: Eukaryota; Metazoa; Arthropoda; Insecta; Hemiptera; Pentatomidae.